GAGCCGUUGGGGGACAGGGAGCUAUCUUAUUUAAUGUAAUUAUUUAUAUCUAUGUAAACUGCUUUGGGAACUUUUGCUGAAAAGCCGUAUAUAAAUACUUGUUGUAUUUGUAUUCACAAGUGACUUUGGGCCAGUCAUUGAUCUCUUAGCCUAACCCACCUCACAGGGUUGUUGCAGGGAUAUACAUAACCAUGAACACUGCUCUGGACUCCUCAGAGGAAGAGUGGGAUAGAAAUACAAGAAGGAAGGAAGGAAGGAAAGAAAGAAAGAAAGAAAGAAAGCAAUUCAUGCCCCAAUGCUUCCUUAUGCUUAGCUGCUAAAUGUCAACUUCGGAGUAGUUAGUUGCCAAAGUUCAAAUGUAGAGCGUGGGCUCCCUCUAGUGACCGUAACAUAAGUGAAAUUGCAGCCAAAGGUUGGGGGUGGGGGAGGCGGGGCCGCUGCCGGAAUUCCCCCUUCGAGUAGCAAGCAAGUUGGAUCCUAGAGCUCGCAGUUCCAGACAUCGAUACGGUGUCCGUGGAUGCAGGUGGUUCUACCAUGGAGCUGCGUCCCACUUUGUACCUGACUCUCCUCCUCCUUCUGUGUGAUGUCGGAUUGCUUUCCUUGCUAGAUGUGGGGCAGCCCUUUCUGGCUGCCCUGGGGGUCCCAGCCGCUUGGCUAGAGGCAGCUCUGCGCCUGCUGGUUCUCUUGGGGGCCCGGGGGCUGCUCUCUCUGGGCUGGCCCUCUCAGAUCCCCCCUGCAGCUCUGGCAACUGUGUGCCUGCUGCCCCCCGUGUACCUCUCAGUGGGGCACUUGUUUGUGGACCCACCUCUCCUGCUGUCUUCGGCCCCUUGGUCCUGGCUGCUGCUGGGCUAUGGGGCGGUGGGUCUGGCCCUCUUCCUUUGGGAGGUCCUGGGGCAGGGGGCCAGCACGGAGGAAGCCACGAAGGAAGACAAGGCCACCCUCUGGAGUUUGCUGAAGCUCUAUCGGCCGGAUGUGCUGUAUCUGGCUGGUGCCUUCAUGUUCCUCAUUUUGGCUGUCAUCGGUAAAACAUUCAUCCCUUAUUACACAGGACGUGUGAUUGACAUCUUGGGCAGCAAAUACGACUCCGAGGCCUUCUCUGUUACCAUUGUCCUCAUGUGUCUGAUGUCUCUUGGCAGUUCUCUCUCUGCUGGCUGCCGUGGGGGGCUCUUCAUGUUUUCCAUCUCCCGGAUGAUCAUCCGGAUCCGUGGCCUGCUCUUCUCUUCCUUGGUGCAGCAGGACCUGGCUUUCUUCCAGGAAGUGAAAACAGGGGAUUUGACAUCCCGUCUCUCCAAAGACACAACCAUGAUGAGCCGUUCAGUGCCGCUUAAUGCCAACAUCUUCUUGCGUAGCCUGAUCCAGGCCAUUGGACAGUAUGGAUUCAUGUGGGGUCUGUCAUGGCGUCUGUCGCUGCUGACGCUCAUUGAGAUACCCAUCAUAUCGGCCACACAGAAGGUCUAUGAUGCCCGACACCAGGCUUUGAUGAAGGCAAUCCAGGAUUCCCAGGCACACUCUGGAGAAGUGGUGCGUGAAACCAUUUCUUCCAUUGAGACAGUGCGCAGCUUUUCCACUGAGGAGGAGGAGUCACAGCGCUACAAUGCGGCCUUGGCCGAGACCCAACGGCUCAAGAAUCAGCAAGAGCUGGAGAGAGUCUUCUACUUGCUCUUCGAACGGCUGUUUCGUUUGGCUCUGAAGCUAAUGAUGCUCUACUGUGGGUACCAGCAGAUCCGUGCCGGCCUGAUGACACAAGGGAACUUGUUCUCCUUCAUCCUCUACCAGAUGGAAGCGGGGCAGAAUGUACAGUACUUGAUGUACAUGUACGGAGACGUGCUCAGCAACGUGGGAGCUGCAGAAAAGGUGUUUGAGUACCUCCAUCGAAAGCCGUCAGUUUGCACGAAGGGAACUCUGGCUCCGGACUUCCUCCGAGGACACGUCUGCUUCCGAAAUGUUUCCUUCUGCUAUCCUUCACGCCCCGAUAUUGAAGUUUUAAAGAACGUCUCCUUUGAGCUCCACCCUGGGGAGGUGACGGCGCUGGUAGGUCUGAACGGUAGCGGCAAGAGCACCUGCGUGGCCCUGCUGGAACGGUUCUACGAGCCCCAGUCUGGGGAGAUCCUGCUGGAUGGGAUCCCCGUCCAGGGGUAUGAGCACAAAUACCUGCACAGACAGGUGGCCCUGGUGGGUCAGGAGCCCAUCCUCUUCUCUGGGUCAGUUCGGGACAAUAUCACAUAUGGGGUGCAGAACUGUAGCCAGGAAGAAGUGAUUGCAGCGGCAAAAGAAGCUCAAGCUUUGGGGUUCAUCAAUGGGCUGGAAGGAGGAUUCUCUGCAGAUGUGGGGGAGAAGGGAGGUCAGCUGUCAGUUGGGCAGAAGCAGCGCCUGGCAAUUGCCCGGGCCUUGGUCUGGAAUCCAAAGGUCUUGGUCCUGGAUGAAGCCACCAGCGCCCUGGAUGUGGAAAGCGAAUCUGCUAUCCAGAGGUUGGUGCUGAGCCACCAAGCCCGGGCGGUGCUGGUGAUCGCUCAUCGAAUGCAGGCAGUAGAGACAGCAGACAAGAUUGUGGUGCUGGAAGGCGGGAAGGUGGUCGAGCAGGGGACUCAUGCCGAGCUGAUGGGCCAGAGGGGCCCCUAUUACAGACUGGUGCAACGGAGCCAGACAGAGUAACUUGCAGACAAGGGAGACUAGUUGGGAGCAGCUAGUUAUCUCCCAAGCCUGGGUAGAACACAGUUUUUGAUUGUCGGUGAUUUCCUUGGCUACCAAAUCUUGGUCCAUUAAAUGUAGGUUUGGCAAGAUGGGUGGGUACAAGACCCAUCUUGUGGAUGAAUGGAGUGACCCAAAGAGGGAAAGAGCCCUCUGAAGUAUCCAGCACCUUGUGGGCUCUGUGCAGUGGUUAAAUAAUAGGGCUAUGAGCAGUCAGAUUUGGAGGGCUUUGGAACUGGGAUAUCUGCUGGUCCGGAUUCACCGGUAUGACUCUCCCAGGUCUUUUUAUUCUUCCUCGCAAGCCCUGCUUUCAGUCCCACCACUAACACAGAUCUGGUUGGCGGGGGCUAGAGAUGGGGCUUUAUCAGCAUCUGUGUUUUACAAAGCCAAUUAGGGUGGCAGCAGACCUCCCUGCUGCCCCAUUGCCCUCUUCUGGAUAUGACUGGAAGUCGCCCACACACAUUGCGCGCACCCGUGCUGGUGCACACAGGUGCACUGACGACUUCUGGUCAUAUCCAGAAGACGAGGGCAACAGGGUGGCAGGGAGGUACGCUGCUGCCCUGAUUGGCUUUGUAAAACACGGACACCGGUGGGGGGAAAGCGGCGGGAAGGGUAAGUGCAACCCCCCCCCACUUAAAGAGAGAACCCUGCCGCCUUCAAACCAGCAGAACUGCCUAUUCUUCGAACCGGUUCCGUGCACAUCCCUCACACACACACACACCCCUACCUGCCUGGAGGGGGCUGUUGCUGUAUGCUGAUAUCUCAUGAGGCUCAGUUUUUGUUCAUGUGGGACAGGGCCUUCUCUAUGGUUGCACCAAGGCUGUGGAAAUCUGUCCGUAAAGAGACUUCUUCCCUCAUUCUCCACCUGGCCUUCUAUAGGCAACUAUUCACAUGUAUCUUUGAAGAACAGGAACACCUUUUGUAUGGCUGUAUAUUUUGUGGUGUGUGAUGAAGAUUUAAACAGUAUUAGUUGUGUUUUGCAUUUUAAAAUUAAUGUUAUAAUUUUGUUUUAAUAAAUUGUAAACCACCA
This is a messenger RNA of Hemicordylus capensis (graceful crag lizard), 3718 nucleotides long. RefSeq names its product antigen peptide transporter 2-like. NCBI's taxonomy places the organism in Eukaryota, Metazoa, Chordata, Lepidosauria, Squamata, Cordylidae. The record is from RefSeq and is a predicted model, not a curated record. The transcript has 12 exons. Bases 535 to 2652 code for a protein of 705 amino acids. Gene Ontology annotation, molecular function: ABC-type oligopeptide transporter activity; ATP hydrolysis activity; MHC protein binding. Gene Ontology annotation, biological process: transmembrane transport; antigen processing and presentation of endogenous peptide antigen via MHC class I. Gene Ontology annotation, cellular component: endoplasmic reticulum membrane; TAP complex.